Molecule: messenger RNA, 418 nt
Organism: Amoebophrya sp. A120
Lineage: Eukaryota; Dinophyceae; Syndiniales; Amoebophryaceae
Source: the annotation of a GenBank genome assembly
AGCAGCUCCGAAUAAAGAUUCGCUCAUCGUCCUUCAGGGAGCGAACAAGGCGGGGAAGAGCACGUGGAUGCACUUUUUGUCCCGAUACCUCACUACGGACCAGUCCUUCGAGUCCCAGGCGGGAUCGAUUCCGUCGCUGCAUGAGCUGCUUUCGCUAGUGCAGUGCAUGACGAGCCAACCCGGGAUCACGCACGAUUUCGAAUCCAGGCUCGAUCUCCAACUCACGUUUCAGUUCCCAGCGUCGGGUAAAAAAGCCGUCGCCGUCGGAUGCAGUCUCAGCGUAGGCCAGAUGGGUGCGCUCUCCCCAGCGCAGUUCUACGCCCGACGGCCUUCCUUUGCGAUCUUUCGGCUGUUAGACGAGGAGUUCCAGGUCGAGGGCCGGCACAAUUGGUACGAUAAGAGAAGGCAUCGCAGCAGC